AUGUCUACCGCCAAACAUGAGGUCUGCGUCGACUGCGAUCCGCCCAGAAAUGACGCUUCACACGGGUCCCGAGGCUCAGCGCAGCCUUCUUCGCAUUCGCAAGCGCAGGCUGAAUCAUCCACGUCCACCUCCGCCUCCGCUACCGCGGCACCCUCAGCGCCCAGUGCGGAUAUGCAGCCCCCAUCAAAGGUAUAUCCGGCGAUCACCAUAGAGUUCUGCGACCGGUGUAGAUGGGCACCCCGAGCGACCUGGAUCCAGACUGAACUGUUCUUGACGUUCCCCACGCCGACUAUACAGUCUAUCACGCUUAUACCGCUGAAAGCGGAAGAGACGGGUGGGAGGUUUAGGGUCUGGUUGGAUUUGGGGGAUCGGGUGGAGAUGGUCUGGGAUAGAAAGACUGAAGGCGGCUUCCCAGAGCUCAAAAUCCUCAAGCAGAAAAUAAGAAAUCUCGUUUCGCCAGAUAUGGGCCUAGGGCACUCCGAUAAGGCCGGAGCGAAUGGACAUGGGGCUGUGACUAUCCCAAAAGCGGGGGAGGAGGUGGCUGACAAGGCGGAGGUCAAGGCGGUAGAUGCAGGUCAGGGAUGA
Dioszegia hungarica is the source of this 585-nucleotide messenger RNA. RefSeq names its product Rdx family-domain-containing protein. The transcript is spliced from 3 exons. The record is from RefSeq and is a predicted model, not a curated record. Bases 1 to 585 code for a protein of 194 amino acids. NCBI's taxonomy places the organism in Eukaryota, Fungi, Basidiomycota, Tremellomycetes, Tremellales, Bulleribasidiaceae.